Messenger RNA from Dioscorea cayenensis subsp. rotundata (Guinea yam), 1188 nucleotides. RefSeq lists its product as uncharacterized. Bases 420 to 1181 code for a protein of 253 amino acids. The record is from RefSeq and is a predicted model, not a curated record. NCBI's taxonomy places the organism in Eukaryota, Viridiplantae, Streptophyta, Magnoliopsida, Dioscoreales, Dioscoreaceae. The transcript has a single exon. Gene Ontology annotation, biological process: root development; shoot system development.
CUCAAUUAAUUACAACAGAUAAAAAAAUCCGGGAAGGCCAAUGACAGGUCAGCUACGUAUGCCCUUGCAUAGGUAGGAUACUUUGCCACGCGUGCCCUCUCAAAUUUAAGAGUUAGGUCACCAAAAACUCCUGACACGUGUACAUCACACGUGAAAAGAGAAACGAUAUCGCCCUCUGACUGAGUGCCAUCUCUAUAAACUUAUAAGUUGUCCUCAUUCGCGGACUCAGUCUCCCACCCGCUCGUGUGCGCCCCGUUGUUUAACCCCCAUUUAAUUAAUACAAUUAAUUUAAUUAAUCACCCCCUUAAUCCCGCCAACUUAUACACUCAAACCACCCCUUUAAUAAACCCCUCACACCCUAAUCCAAAAACGGAACGGAAAGUUGGAAACCGUACCUUUUUCUCAACCGGUCAUCCAACAUGGUAACCCGCUUCAAACGGUAUCUCUCCCUUCCGGUGACCCGACCGCCCAAACGCCGUCCCGUUCCCGUACAGAAACGCCAUCACGUGCGAUCCACGAGCCUCCCGUGCCCAUCUCAUCCGUUGAUCUCGGAUCUCGAGGCUGAGAUCUGUGCCCUCCGAGCCUGGCUUCCCCGGUCCGGUCCAAACCGGUUCGGUUCGGUCCCGUCCGGUUUGAACCGGCUCGAGAGAGUGCUCUCCUCUCUCGCCGAUCUCCUCCGGCUUCCUCAAUCCCAAGAAUCGGUUCGCCGGUCCAAAGGAUCGGUCUGGACCGAACGGCUUCUAGAAGACUCGGUCCGGCUCGCCGACGGGUUUGGGAGCUUGAGAUCGGAGAUCAUGGCGGUGAGGGAUCACCAGUGGGAGGCCCAGACAGCGAUCAGGAGGCGAGAUGAAGCUCGAUUGGCGGCAAGCGCCAAAGCGAUGCGUUGUUGUGAGAAGGAACUCGUGCGGAUCGCGUCGGCGAUGAAGAGCGCCGCCCGAUCGGCAGGAACUCAGUCGGAGGCGGGGAUGAAUUGGGUGGUGAGGGACGCGAUCUCGGCGAUGGCGGAAGCGUCGGAGUCGGUGGUGUUUGGGAUCGCUGGCGCUGUGGCGGGGAAGAAGAGGGAGAUGGACGAUGAGGAGUUGGAGAAGAUGGAGGCGAUGCAGAGUGGGAGUGAGAGGGUGUUUAGAAGAUUGGUUGAUAUUAGGGUUUUGAUUCUCAAUGCUCUCACUCCUUGCUUGUAGAGCAAGC